Arachis stenosperma is the source of this 2644-nucleotide messenger RNA. RefSeq lists its product as uncharacterized. Lineage: Eukaryota; Viridiplantae; Streptophyta; Magnoliopsida; Fabales; Fabaceae. The record is from RefSeq and is a predicted model, not a curated record. The coding region runs from base 217 to 2241 and encodes 674 amino acids. The transcript has 3 exons.
UCAAACCUCCGCCCAGCACGCAACACAACUCCCACAAGAAACAAACAAACAAUCUCUCUCUCUCUCUCUCUCUCUCUCUCUCUCUGAGUCUCUGAAACUCUGAGUAACUAAACCGCAACACUCCACACUCUCUCUCUCUCUCUCACACACACACACAAAAGCUGCCCCACCUUGAGCGUGUUGUUCCCAAAUGGACAACAUUAUCCGCACCCAACGAUGAAGUUCCCUGGCGACUCUAACCAUCCACCGCUGCCAUUAUUGGCGAGCAUUGUUCCCAGUGGCGCCCGAAACCCCUGCCCUUCCUCGAAUCUCCAACAGUCGCCGGGGACCUCCCGAAAUCCUCCCGUGAGACGAAGCGGCGCUCCUAAUGGCAGACGAAGCAGGCACGAAACUCUCCUCGAGACGAACGGCGCCGGAGCUGGCAGCGAUCAGCUCCAGCAGGACGAGAAGCCGGUGAGUUACUUCGGUUGGAAGAGGGCGGCCGUGUCGGCGCGGAAGCUCGCCGCUGAGCUGUGGCGGCUACAGCUCCCGGAAGUUGGCGAUCACGGAAGAAGCAUCGCUGAGGAUCGGUUGGGACUUAAGCAUGGAAUCGGACGCUCAAACCUCUAUUUUCUCAGUCAUCGAAAUGGUGUGAUGCAUGGAGACUUGAAGAAUCUGUCAUUAAGUCCAUAUGCCAUUUCGCGGACAAAGGAUAGAAAGCUCUGUGAGCUCCACCAUUCUCUCCAGUUUUCCAGCGCCGCAGCGAAGGGGAUAACAAAAUGGGAUCCUGUUAGUAUAGAAACAUGGGACGAGGCACAAUAUAUUUGCAACCAGGUGAAACUUCUUGACCAAAAGGAAAGUGCUGUAUCUGCUCUUGAAGCUGAACUAGAGCAGGCUCGUGUGAGGAUUCAGGAGCUUGAGACUGAGCGUCACUCCUCCAAAAAGAAACUUGAGCAUUUCUUGAAGAAAGUUUGCAAGGAAAAAGCCUUAUGGCGAAGCAGAGAGCAUGAGAAAAUUCGUGCCUACAUUGAUGACAUUAAAGCAGAGUUGAGUCAAGAAAGGAGAAGUCGUCAAAGGAUUGAAAUUGUGAAUUCCAAGUUAGUUAGUGAGUUGGCUGAUGCUAAGUUGUUAGCAAAGCGCUGCAUGCAGGAGUAUGAGAAGGAAAGGAAGGAGAAAGAUUUGAUUGAGGAAGUGUGUGAUGAGCUUGCUAAGGAAAUUGGAGAAGACAAGGCUGAAGUUGAAGUAUUGAAGAGGGAAACUAUGAAACUCAGGGAAGAAGUAGAGGAGGAGAAAAGGAUGUUGCAGAUGGCUGAAGUCUGGCGUGAAGAACGUGUUCAAAUGAAGUUGAUAGAUGCAAAAGUUGCUGUUGAUGCGAAGUACUCACAAAUGAAUGAACUUGUAGCAAAUUUGGAAAUCUUUCUUAAGUCAGUAAAUGUUAACCAAAAUGGAACGGAUAUUAGAGAAGCAAGUUCACUUAAAAAUGCUGCAGCUUCCAUGAACAUUCAAGACAUCAAAGGAUUUUCAUAUGAACCUCCCAAUCAAAACAAUGUAUUUUCCAUUUUCGAAGAUCUGAGCUCUGGUCAACCCAAGGAAAGGGAGAUUGAUCCAUGUGUUGUGCAUUCUCCAGUGAGUCAUGCCUCAAAGAUUCUCGCAGCAAGUCCUAAACCCAAUAUGAUAAGUAAGGUUAACUUUCCAAGGCGAUUGGACGCAUCGGUGCAUGAGAUUGUUGAUAUGCAAGAUGACGGAAGUGGAUGGGAAAUUGUGAGCCAUGUUGAGGAUCCAGGAUCAAUCUGUUCACCGGAAGGGAGUAUCCCAUCUAUGACUAAGAAUUAUCGAGAGCGUAACAUCUCAGAGAGGAGCGGGUUUGACUGUAAAGAAAAUACCAGCGAAGAGUCCCCAUUAACUGAAAUUAGUGAAGUUUCUUCAGUAUUAAGUAAGCAAUCAAAGAAAUUAUCAUCCAUAGCCAGGUUUUGGAGGUCUGGUCCGACUAAUGCGGAUAACUACAAGAUAAUCUCUGCAGAAGGAAUGAAUGGGAGUCUUUCAAAUGGGAAGUUGUCUAAUGGGAGCAUCAUGUCUCCUGACUGGGGAUCAGGUAAAGAUGGUCUAAGUCCCCAGGAUCCUCUGUGUCAAUUGAGAUCUCCUGACUCCGGGAAUUCACAUAAUCAGGGUGCAGAGAAGAACAGUUUGAAAGCAAGACUUUUAGAGGCCAGGAUGGAAAGCCAGAAGGUUAGGUUGCGCCAUGUUCUUAAACAGAAGGUAUAAAGCUGAAAAUAGAAAGGCUCAGAAGAGAUUUGUCACCAACUUGACCCAACAAUGAUACACAUGAUGACAUGAAGCAGUUUCAUUUGAAUUGUGGAAGUACAAAUAGAUUGCUUCUACAAAAUCUGCUCAGAAGUGAAGAGCCAAACGUAAAUGCACUUUUCCUUUUUCUGACUUCUAGCCAGGUUCAAGUUCUCCAUUAUCACUCAUACUAAGUAUAGAGCAGAUUUCAUUUUAUUUUAUUUUUUAUAUAUUAUUUUUCUUGCCAUGGCCUAAAUCUUCAUAUUGUGAAAUGGUCUGUUUGUAACGUUGGAUCUUAGGAAAAUUAUGAGAGGCACGUUGCUUGUACUGUAUAAUUUGAGUCUGAGGAAAACAUUCAGCGAAACUAAUAAUCAUAAAUUAUAGA